Molecule: messenger RNA, 330 nt
Organism: Phytophthora infestans T30-4
Lineage: Eukaryota; Oomycota; Peronosporomycetes; Peronosporales; Peronosporaceae
Exons: 2
Coding region: 1-330 (109 amino acids)
Source: RefSeq, a predicted model, not a curated record
AUGAGUGGCUUUUACUCCGAUAACCAGACAAAGCAAAAUGCAUUUGAUCGUUAUUACAAUGCAAUGGCGAAGUCCGAUUUCGUUCAAGGCAAGAAGCUAAAGGCUUUAAUUCGAAAAGAGAAUUUGGAUGAUGCAAGCACUGACUCACUUGCGCAUUUGUUUCAGCAAGUGAUGGGGAAGAAGCGUGAGUAUGAGUAUGAUCAAAUCACAAAAAAGCAAUUGAAAGUAAGAAGAAGCAUACAUACGUUUCGAAAUCAACUGAUGCAGACUUUAAUAUGGAUGAGCCCACUGCACCUGAAGAAUCAUUCGAGGACUUUUUCAGUGGAGUAA